Cylicocyclus nassatus is the source of this 360-nucleotide messenger RNA. Lineage: Eukaryota; Metazoa; Nematoda; Chromadorea; Rhabditida; Strongylidae. The record is from the annotation of a GenBank genome assembly.
AACAUUGCAUCAAUUUGCAAUUUGCUUUAUCUGCGGCUAUUGAAGGCCUUUCAAAAGUCCCAAAUAAAUUUCUUAAAAACAGCGAAAGUUAGACGAGGAAAUUGCCAUGAACUUAGCCGCUGGAAAAGGAAGAAAUUUUGCAUUAAUUUCCGGUCGAGGUGCUUGUUUAUCUCUGCUCGAAGGGAUUUGAAACGGAGAGGAAGUACGAACCUUAUUUUGCUCACAAUCAGUCGAAACCUGCUUAGCACGCAAUAUGUCAACUAGUUCGAAAAAAAAAGAUUUCAAAAUCAAGUGGCACUGUUUGUUUUAAUGUAUUUAUAGGUGCUUUUUUAAUAUAGCUGAGAAGUCAUUGAAGAUUAC